Messenger RNA from Dendroctonus ponderosae (mountain pine beetle), 2642 nucleotides. It is a transcript of the gene Epp, whose product is annotated as protein UBASH3A homolog. The transcript has 12 exons. Bases 122 to 2170 code for a protein of 682 amino acids. Gene Ontology annotation, molecular function: protein binding. The record is from RefSeq and is a predicted model, not a curated record. Lineage: Eukaryota; Metazoa; Arthropoda; Insecta; Coleoptera; Curculionidae.
UCAUCGCUCUAUCAGUUGACUUGUCAAACUCAGUCCUGUCACUUUAAAUGUUAAACUUCUUCCCCUAUUUGUAAACAAAACAAGUUCGUCAUUGUUUGGGUGUAUAAGAGUGGGCCUUGCGAUGGCAGCUCUACCGCCCAGACGCAACCCUACCCCCACGAAAAUCUCUAAACAGAAUCUCACCCCAUUGCAGAUCCUGCUGCAAAUGGGGGUGCCGAAACAUAGGGCGGAAAAGGCCCUGGCCGCUACAGGGAACCGCGGAGUGCAGCUGGCCUCCGACUGGCUGUUGGCCCAUGUAAACGACCCUUUAUUAGAUGACAAUUCGCCCAGGGAGUACAUCCUAUACGCCUGCCCUACUGGGCCCUUUCUGGAACAACUGCAGGCCUUCUGGUCGAAGUCGUUUAGUUUGUGCGGCUGGAAUGGGGCCCAUAACUUCACGCCCCAUAUAACUUUGGUGUCGUUCUUCAAGGCUCCAGAUCAGGACUCCACGCACUUGGCUCUGAGUCUUAAGACUGUGAUGGACCGGCAGGGGGCUGUUUUGAACGAGUCGCUGAAGCUCGAGAGUUACACGUCGCCGAACUUCAUGGGUUUCUUCGUGACUGAGGAACAUGCCGACUACCUCAAGCGAAUUGCCAUGCAGUAUGUGAAAGAGGUGUCCAAUGCGAUUAUUAGCGAUACCUACGAGCAGUUCGACGCCCUCACGGCCUGUUUUCCUUGGUGCACAACCACAACAGCCCGCUGCAUCCCGAGAGGAAGUCGAUCCAUCAGUCUGGAACCGCACGUGAAAUCGCUCCAUCUCACCCUGGCCUAUCAGUUUCCCAACGCGCAGUACCAGCACCUCAAGGCGCUCGUUGAUCAACUAGACUGCGCCAUGCCCAGCAAUUGGGAGCUGCGCCUCUAUUCCAGGGACCCGAGACUCAACGGGAAGCAAGUUCACAAGGUGAUUCACCCCUAUUCCCCCACAGAGUGCGACGAGCUGGAGCUACGCGCUGGGGACUAUUUGUACAUUGGGAGCGAAGCUCUGGGCAGCUCCAUGGACGGCUGGGUUGAGGGAGUUUCUUGGCUCACGGGACUUUCCGGUCUACUGCCCGAAAGUUAUACGGAGCGCACGGCCGAGUCCGACGCCUGGACGCUGCAUAAGAAAAUCUCCAUCAACAGUGUGACGCCCGAUCCAGAGCCCAAACUGGCCGAGUUGAAAUCAGGGGCGUCGACCACGUCCACCUCCAGCAACGAGCACUCCGUGUUGAACAACGAGGAGGUGAAAAUGCCGCCACCACCCGGUAUCCCAGAGGUCGAACGCAACGUCGCCAAGGAAAAUUUUUACGAGAACCUCAUUGAUAUCCGCAGACAGGAGAACAAAGACUCGCCCUUAGAGGAAAGCCCCAGUCGCAGGGUGUUCAUAAUGCGCCAUGGUGAGCGGAUUGACUUCACUUUUGGCAGUUGGGUGCCUUAUUGCUUCGACGAAUCGGGAACAUACGCGCGCAAAGACCUGAACAUGCCCAAAACCCUUCCGGAAAGAAAAGGAGGAGCUGCCGCCUAUCUCACCGACUCCCCCUUGACCAACAUCGGGCUGUUCGAGGCGAAACUAGUGGGAGAAGCGCUGAGGGACCAGAACGUCACCAUAGAAGAGGUGUACUGUUCUCCCUCCUAUCGCUGCAUCCAGACCUGCGACUCGGUUCUAAAGGGCUUGAAUAGAAACGAAGACCUGGCCAUCAAGGUGGAGCCCGGCCUGUUCGAAUGGAUGGCUUGGUAUCCAGCGGAGCACGUGCCAGACUGGAUGACGCCCAGUGAACUGUCCAGAGCCGGGUUUAACAUCGACGAGCACUACGUGCCAGUGGUGUCCGAGAAGGAGCUGAAAGACAACCGGGAAAACUGCGAGCAGUUCUAUCUGCGAAGUGCCUUUGUUACUCGAAGUUCUUUAGCAGCCGCCCCAAAGGGCAACUUGUUAUUGGUGGGACACACCGCCACCCUGGACACCUGCUCGCGAGAACUGGUAGGCAAGGGGGCGCGCUCGGGCAGCGAGCUAGUGAAAAUCAUCCAGAAAAUCCCGUAUUGCUCGCUGAUCGAAGUGACGGGCGUCGGUGAGAGCUGGAGCAUAGUGGAACCGCCCUGUCUACCUCUCACGCACUCCACCAAUCAGCGCUUUGACUGGAAAGUCCUGCUCCAAUAGGCGGUCAGCACCAGACUUUUCAAUUCUAUUUGGUUCGCAUUCGCCACUGCAUCAGGGUAAAUUGCGCACAUUUUUUCCGGUAGCAGUGGAGCCGUCGCGGUAUCUAAGAACGAGGGCGCGCUUGUACAAUAGCGAUAGGAACAAUCGGGUUGUUUGAUUAAAUUAAUUUAGAGAACCAAUAGGGGUAUUAAGACAGAUGAGGGCGAUGGAAACCUACGCCAUACAAAAACAAACUUUUGUACAAACCGCUCUUCUUUUACUUGAUUGAAUAUCGCUGUUUAAAGUAGGCGAUUGCAAAAGCAGUCCGAUUAUUCCCGUCGCUAGCGGAAACUUUCAGCCCGAUCUUUAUUCCAGUCGCCAGAUGAAAGCGUUAUUGGCACUGAUACACACCCUCCUUUAAAGUAACGUUGUUUAAUCGAACGAAUGUGUUCAUAAAAGGCAUCUUCUUUUCCAAUAAAAAUUCCUAUGACGA